Messenger RNA from Drosophila willistoni, 971 nucleotides. RefSeq lists its product as uncharacterized. NCBI's taxonomy places the organism in Eukaryota, Metazoa, Arthropoda, Insecta, Diptera, Drosophilidae. The transcript has a single exon. The coding region runs from base 270 to 917 and encodes 215 amino acids. The record is from RefSeq and is a predicted model, not a curated record.
ACCCCAUGAAUGAAUGGAGUUUUAUUUGAUAAGAAAAUUAUUUUUCGAAUACCUAGGAGAUUGCCUGCAGAUAAAUGACUACCUCUUAGAUAAUGCGGCUAUUCGACCUAGGCCUUAACCAUAAUCUGCAUCUCGGGUUUGUUGUGUGGUCACCAAAUUGAAGUCCAACCGCAUUUAUGCAAUGAAAGUCAUUCAAUCGUAAAGUUUCCGCACCUUAUAAAUUGUUUUGUUCGCCAAACUGGCUGAUUAGUCGUGAAGUCUUUGGCAUCAUGUGGCACUUGGCACUGGGUUUGUUGCAGCAGCUGAGUGCUGCUCCAGCUAUUGUUGUGGAACGGAAUAAGUUUGCCUACUACAAAGUGCCCGUUCAAAUGAUCGAGCAGAUGUUGAUCAGUAGCAGCAGGAGCAGCAACAACUGGAAUUCGGGUAACAAUUCAGAUCUGUAUCUAGUGCUUCAAUGUCCGCCCAAAUUGGAUGAUAGCAUACCCAAGCCAAAAGAUAUGCUCAACUGCAAUGUAAUCGAUGAGUACAAGGAAUUGUGGUCGGAGAAGGUUAAAGUACUGAAAAGAAAGAAGAAUCAACGUCUGCAUAUGAUGCCAUUUCGUAUAGUGAUACGACCAUUAAAUCCACCAGCUAUGCGGAAACGAAAACGUCCAAAACGGGAGCAGAGAAAGAAACUGGACAAAAAUCUUGAUGAGAUUAUGGUCGAUAGUCCCCUAAAACAUCUAGGUGGCCCACAUAUAAGACAAAAGGUACUGAAACUCUCAGCGGAUCAUGGUAAAUUUAAGCGUGGAAAUAGCUCCAAGGGCUUCCAGCAUAUAUAUCAUCGUGACGAAAUAUAUAAUGAUCACAUUUUCUAUGAUGAACUGCAAACAGAUGGAGAAUAUCAUAAUUAUCUCAAGCAAAAGAUCCUUUCAUGAUUUGAGGUUCUAUAAUGAACCAUAUCUAAAUAAAUGGUUUUAUUUAUUAUGCAA